Durusdinium trenchii is the source of this 3114-nucleotide messenger RNA. The record is from the annotation of a GenBank genome assembly. Lineage: Eukaryota; Dinophyceae; Suessiales; Symbiodiniaceae.
AUGCCGCUCUACGGGCUGCCCGGGCUGCCGGGCGGGAGCUGCGCGGUGGCCGCGGGCGCCUCGAUGAUUCUGUGCACCUCGGGACUGGCGCUGCUGCGACGGACACGGCCAAAUGUGGAGGAAGAUCCGAGUGAGGAAGGGGAAGGUUGCUUCGAUGACGACUCCUGCGGGAACUUUCUGGGACUUCUGGGUGCUGUGCAGUUGUAUGCUGGCUUGGUCCUGGGCGAGCUGCCCUUUAUUCUUGGAGUCUCAACGGACGACGAGGGCAAGAUCGUGGCAUUACUCUUGAACUGUUUGAUUUUGGCCUGCUGGUUGGUGGAACGCUUUUGGCUCACCGAUGCUCCACUGCCGGCGAUCCAGAAUGCCAUUUGCCUCGCGAUCGGCUUGGCCUCCACAUUGAUCGACUGGGCAGGUCCUACCCCCUAUGACGACAUGCGCUUGGGCUUUGCCAGCCAGAUCGCAGGCUGUGAUGGUGGCUUCCGGUCACCCUUCAUCCUCUACGUGAGCGUUUGGGUGACCGGUUUGGUCUUUGGGGUCCUGCUGCUCAUUCUGGAGGAGGGCUCACUCUUCUCCAGCUGGCAGUGGGAAAAGGGCCUUGCCGUCCGACAGAAGGCGCUGCCGGUGGUCUAUGGCCUGGCCACCUCCAUGUCGUGUGUGAUCUUUGCGACAGGCUCUGCGAGCAAUGACUUCAGGUGGGUCACAGCCGGAGUGCUUCUGCUGGUGGUCUCAGUGCUUUGCGCUUGGGAUGCCUUGUGGUGUUUGGACAUGAACCUGGCCACCUUUGCAGCCCUCUUCCAUGGAUUCUCCACGGCCCUACGAGCCAUCCAGAACCAUGCGGUCUUUCGCGAUCUGCGUUGGGACCCUGAGGAUGCCCAAGGGCUCUUGGCCGUCUACGAGACUCCGGGCCUCCAGAUCUUCAUGUUUGGGAUGCUGCUGAUGUUCCUCUCCCUGCAGUUUUACUUGGCCACGUGCCAUUGGACAGAAUGGAGAGCGAGUUCCGAGACCUCGGAGAACGGGCACCUCUACGAUGAAGUGCCCCUGGCCCAGGGAAAGAUCAAGGAUCAUGAUAGCGAGAUUGAGCCAGAGGAGAUGUGUCGUGAAAGCCAUUGGUGGCAGUGGGUCUUGCUACCGAUCUGUAUGACUUGCCAGAUCAUUGGCGUGCAUGUGCCCCUGAUCUUCACAGAGUGUAUCUUCCCCAAUCUGACCUGGGUCCAAGAUGACCCGAAAGGCUACAAGAUGUCACAAGGCGAGUCCUACAUAGAUGUCAUUCGCUGGCUCUACCAGCGGCGCUUGCCUUGCUCCGCCCUCGUGGCAGCAUACAACGCCAUGCUCCUUCCGCCUUUCCAGUUCCUCUUGAUUUUUUUCAUCCUGCUGCGGCCUCGCUUUCUUCCAUCUGAACUUCGUCGCUCCAUGCAGAACUAUGUCAUGACCCUGGCACCAAUGCGCUUCACUCAGCCAUCCAUCAUGAUGUUGGUGGUUGGAGUGGCCAGCCUCCCCAUGGAGAAUCAGCACAGAGACAACCUGCAGUAUGGCGGGCACUUCACCAGUGGCUACUGGUUCUUCAUGACCUACUGCCUCACAAACCUCCUGCUUGCUUGGUCCGUUCAGCCACCUGAGCUGCCGGCUGAGCGCAAGGUGCCUGCAAAGAGACUACGCAGGGACCCACUCUUGCAGAUGGAGUUGAAGAAACAUUGGCGCACCGAGGGCGAGGAUCAGGACGAACUCUUCGAUGAGAGUCUUGGUGGCUCACGAGCGUCCUUGGCCGUCUCGGGCACCUUCGCUGCGGGGGUGGGUGUGGCGACGUGCAUCUGGGUGGCCCUCACGAACCCCUACUUGGAGUUUGAAUUUCGGAUUGCAGGUGUUGUGAUCCACAGGGUAACUCCAACCGUGCUGGACCUGUGGUACAGCAUUGGCUCCGUGAACCGCUUCCUGAUGUGCUACUGUGCGGCCACGCUGAUAGUUUUCCCACUACUUUGGCUUGUCCUCCUUGGCCGUCGCCUCGCGUCGGCACGGCGCCCGUGGCUCGAGCCGCUGCUGCGGCCCUUGGUGAUGUGCCACAUUUGGGCUGCUUCUUUGGUUCUGAUCUACUACAUCGUGGCUGCGCGGAACAAGAACACCCUGGAGGUCUGCGCGAGAUUCCCCAACGUACCUGUGGCAGCUGCUGCCAUCAUCUUGAUGGGUGCAGGCACCUUCGCCUUGAUCCAGCUGGCGAAAGGGCUCCGAGGCCAAGAGGUCCAGCCAGCUGCCCAGAUGACUUUGCCGCCAGGGGGGAAGGCAUUGUGGCUUGGAGGUCCCGCCUGCAUGAUGCUCGCCCUCGUCGGCUGGCUCUCGACGUGUGGCCCACAACGACCCCCAGUGCUGCAAAGCCUGCAGGAUUUGAACCAGCAGUUCGUUCGACUGGGACCGGUGGCGAACGAGCACUUGUACAAAGAUGUGAGCGAAUCCUUCGGCGAUUGUGCAGCGCUGCAGAGGUAUCAAGCUGAGCAAGGCGAGGCAUCCAAGAGCAUGAAGCAAUCCUGCUCGGGCAGCACAGCUUUGUUUCAGAAAGAGCUUCAAAUGGGCAGCCCACCACAGAGGCAUCUCAUUAAGACGGUGGUGCUGUGGGCCCAGGGGAUGAACACCUUGGAGGUGCAUCGCGUGCGCGUGCAGCCUCCCCCGAACCCAUUGGUGGCCACACAAGCUUGGCACCUGAAUGUCUCAGCGGCAUUUAAUGAUUUGCAUGUUUUCAUGAAGGUCUCGAUCGAUGACAAGGAGUGGUUCAAUGGCUACAUGUGCUGUGACCAGCCUUUUCAUUUUACGCUUCAAGUGGGCGUCUUGUGUCAGCAGCACCAGGGCUUUGAAGCCAUGGAGGUGAAGUUGCUGCAGAUGGACCAGGUGGCGUUGGCGCAUGACGCCGCAGUCAUGGAAGGUCCAGCUUGGGCAGCAGUGACCAGUGAUGUCGGGAGGCGAGAGAUGGUGAAGCAGGUUAUGGAGGACUUCCUCUCCCUCCACAAUGGCCAAGCUCUCUUGCAGAGCCUCAACAAGAAAGCCUCACAUGCGCGGCAGAUCGCCAGCGAUGUACUGUCGGACGUGGUCCGGCUGAAUACAGGUCAGAUUUGCGUGAAUGACCUUUGA